AAAAUUUCGACCACUCACCUGACCCGACCCGCCAAUCUUGAUCGACAAUAUACAUACCCAUAUGUUAAUCAGCAAAUCGUAUCCACUCUAAACCCAAGGCUUUGUACAGAGGAGAGCUCAUCGCUCCAGGACGAUCAUCAAACAGGACAAUGGCAAGCCUUUACAGAGUUGCAUCUAGGAAAGAGAAACCUAGAGGACGUCAUCAUGGGUUAACUCAACAGAAGAGGCAAGAGAUAAAGGAAGCAUUUGAGCUUUUUGACACUGAUGGCUCUGGCACUAUUGAUGCCAAAGAGCUGAACGUUGCAAUGAGGGCACUGGGCUUUGAAAUGACUGGAGAGCAAAUCGAUCAAAUGAUUGCUGAUGUAGACAAGGAUGGCAGUGGUGCAAUUGACUUUGAUGAAUUUGUGCACAUGAUGACAGCCAAGAUUGGAGAAAGGGACAGUAAGGAAGAGCUUACAAAAGCGUUCCACAUCAUUGACCAAGAUAAAAAUGGAAAGAAUAUCUGCCUCAGACAUUCACAAAUUGCAAAGGAGCUCGGCGAGAACUUCUCUGACAAAGAGAUUCAAGAGAUGAUCGAGGAAGCAGAUCGUGAUCGGGAUGGAGAAGUAACUGUGGAUGACUUCAUGAGAAUGAUGAGGAGAACUUCCUAUGGAUAUUAGAAUUGAACUAGAUGUCUGUACAAUGUUGUGUGAUAACGGUUUAUUUUACUAUGGUUCAUGAUUAAGAGCUAUGAUGCUGGAUUUGAAACAUUGAGGAAUGAUGUAUGUUUUUAUUUUGAUUACAUUGGAAUGUUUUCAGCUCUUUCA
Messenger RNA from Camellia sinensis, 806 nucleotides. RefSeq names its product putative calcium-binding protein CML20. NCBI's taxonomy places the organism in Eukaryota, Viridiplantae, Streptophyta, Magnoliopsida, Ericales, Theaceae. The record is from RefSeq and is a predicted model, not a curated record. Gene Ontology annotation, molecular function: calcium ion binding.